Messenger RNA from Fusarium odoratissimum NRRL 54006, 1773 nucleotides. RefSeq lists its product as uncharacterized. Lineage: Eukaryota; Fungi; Ascomycota; Sordariomycetes; Hypocreales; Nectriaceae. The record is from RefSeq and is a predicted model, not a curated record. The transcript is spliced from 3 exons. The coding region runs from base 436 to 1629 and encodes 397 amino acids. Gene Ontology annotation, biological process: proteolysis. Gene Ontology annotation, molecular function: serine-type endopeptidase activity.
CUCGUGGCGAAUGGUGCUCUCAAAAUUUGAAUUAGGGUAUCGCACGUUUCGGUUGGCUAAGUCGCUUAUGGUUAAUUCUCAUGCUAUACCUCGCCAGGCACGCGAUGCGUGGGAUCGUCGCUCGCUUUAGGCAGGUAGUGGUUGCGGCCGGGGUCGACUAUCUCAAACGAUGACGAUCAUCGUGGCACAUGUUUGGCACGAUAGGUUGCGUGCCGAAAGACGACCAACCCAACAUCCGAUCAAGGAACAUGGCUCUAAGUGGAAGUAGACAACUAAAGGAGAGAGCUUCAAGAUAAAUAGAAGCCUCCGUCUCCAACAAUAUCUCCUUCUCAUCAAGCAACUCAGCUCUUCAGUCUUUACAACUACAUUCACUCAGCACCACUCUUUACAACUUCAUUCUUUAAGUUCUCCAACUUACAACAAUCUUUCUUCAAAAUGCGAUCUGCUACUCUUCUCGCUCUUCUCCCCUUUGCGCUGGCCGCUCCCUCCCGCCGGGCCGAGCCCGCUCCCAUUCUUCGCCCUCGCGGUGUCAAGCUUGUCGAUGGCAAGUACAUCGUCAAGAUGAAGAAUGGCUUCCAGGCUUCUUCCAUCGAGAGCUGGGUUGACAAGAUGAUCGAGUCCAUCGAGGCUGAUGCCGAUUACACCUAUUCCAAGGGCUUCGGCGGUUUCGCUGCCAGCCUCAAGGAUGAUGAGCUGAACAAGCUCAAGCAUGACCCCAAUGUCGAGUACAUUGAGCAGGAUGCUUACAUUAGCAUCACGGCUACUACUCAGCAGAGCAAUGCUCCUUGGGGUAUUGCUCGUGUCUCCAGCCAGAGCCCUGGGGGCAGCACUUACACCUACGACGACAGCGCCGGUGAGGGCACUUGCGCCUAUGUCAUCGACACCGGCAUUGAUGUCGACCAUCCCGACUUCGAUGGUCGCGCCAAGUUCCUCAAGAACUUCGCUGGUGGUUCCGACAGCGACGGUCAAGGCCACGGCACUCACGUUGCUGGCACCAUUGGUUCUACCACCUACGGUGUAGCCAAGAAGACCAGCCUCUUCGCUGUCAAGGUCCUCGGCGACGAUGGCUCUGGUACCAACUCUGCUGUCAUCGCUGGCAUGGACUUCGUUUCCGGUCACGCCAAGGAUGAGAACUGCCCCAAGGGUGUCGUUGUCAACAUGUCUCUCGGUGGUGAGACAUCCGAUGCCGUCAACCAGGCUGCCAAGGCCAUCGUCGAUGCCGGUCUCUUCCUCGCUGUCGCAGCCGGUAACGACGGCAAGGAUGCUUCUGGAUCCUCUCCUGCUUCCGAGGAGAGCGCUUGCACUGUCGGUGCCACCACUCGCGAUGACACUCUCGCCGACUACUCAAACUUCGGCUCUGUCGUUGACGUCCUCGCUCCCGGUACCGAUAUCCUCAGCACCUGGCCCAACGGCAAGACCAACACCAUCUCCGGUACCUCUAUGGCUUCGCCCCAUGUCGCUGGUCUUGCCGCUUACUUCCUCGGUCUGGGGCAGAAGGCUGAGGGUCUCUGCGAUUACAUUGCCUCCAAGGCCCUUGAUGGAGUUAUUUCCAACGUGCCUUCCGGUACUGUCAACAAGCUUAUCAACAACGGUGUCGGUGGCAGCAACAGCAGCAGCAUCCGCCACUAAAUGUAGGCCAGCGGCCUUUCUCUUCUGAGUCCGAUAUUUGAUCCGAAUCUCGGUGAGAUGGAUACAUAUUUCUUUUCUGUACCUAGUAUGAGGUAGUUUCCUAGCUGUAUGACUUGAAGCAUUGAAUAAUAAAAGCAUUUUUUU